Molecule: messenger RNA, 1481 nt
Organism: Capsicum annuum
Lineage: Eukaryota; Viridiplantae; Streptophyta; Magnoliopsida; Solanales; Solanaceae
Product: transcription initiation factor TFIID subunit 11
Exons: 5
Coding region: 166-723 (185 amino acids)
Biological process (GO): transcription initiation at RNA polymerase II promoter; RNA polymerase II preinitiation complex assembly
Cellular component (GO): transcription factor TFIID complex; nucleus
Molecular function (GO): protein heterodimerization activity; transcription coactivator activity
Source: RefSeq, a predicted model, not a curated record
UAAUAACAUUUAUGAACCUAACCAAACUAGAUCCGACCCCGCUCGACCCGACCCAUGAAACGACCCAUGACCCGUUAAAAUUCUUCAGAUCAACCGGGUCGCCCGUCUGGAAUCAUCUUUGGUGAGGAUUCAGAAUUACAUUAUUUGCUUAAUCAAGCAAAUUCCAUGAAGCGAUCUAAGGAUCCUUUUGAAGCUGCUUUUGAGGAGCCGGAUGACUCACCCCCUGAAUCCCCUGGUGGCGAUGAAGAGAAUGAAGGCCAAGACCAAGGUGCAGUUGGUGUUGAAGUGCAUGGAGGUGGCGAUGUUAAUACUGAUUCUCGAGAACAACCUUCAACAUCUAAAGCUACACCAGUCGCUGUUGGUACUGCUGGUCCAAUUAGCAAGCCCAAAGAGGAAGAUGAGGAGGAAGAGGAAGAAAACAUGGACGUGCAGCUAGGAAAACUCUCAUCAAGUAGUGAUCCUGACAAACUGGCGAAGAUGCAGUCCAUCUUAUCCCAAUUUACAGAUGAGCAAAUGAGUAGAUAUGAAUCUUUUAGGAGAUCUGGAUUUCAGAAAUCCAACAUGAAACGGUUGCUGACCAGCAUCACAGGAAGUGCAAAGAUAUCUAUUCCUAUGACAAUUGUGGUGUCUGGGAUAGCAAAAAUGUUUGUCGGUGAGCUUAUUGAAACAGGAAGCUUGACGCUACAACUAGGGAAAACAAGGAAUUUUAAGCAAGAAAAAUAGAAUGACUCUCCUGCCUCAGCGUCAGCCCAAGCAGUUCUGCUCCUUUGUUCCAAGUAGUCUCCGACUCUGUUACCCUCUUUCCCUUCUUCUCCUCUCCCUUUUCCAUAAGACUGAUAGACAGAAUUUUUCGUAAACCUCAGUGAAUUAUGUUUAACCAACUUCCGGUCUGCCUAUGCAGUGAAGAUAUGUUAAUACCUGAAUAGUGCUUUUGCUAUGUUGAAGUUCAGUUAAUAGAAGGGGUAGCGGUGCCAAUCGUAGUGUUUCAAGGUGGAAAUGUCCUCGGUUAAGGAAAGUUGAAGGGCCUAUACUGCAUUUACUUUGUCCAAGUAAUCACGUGUUCAAUCAUCUGACAAUUCAUUUUGCAGCUAAAAUGGUGAUGGCAGAGAGAAAAGAUACAGGACCUAUCAGGCCAUGUCACAUAAGAGAAGCAUAUAGAAGGCUAAAACUUGAAGGCAAGAUUCCCAAGAAAACAGUGCCAAGGCUUUUCCGGUAGCGGACAUGGAAGCAAACUGUAGUUUAUUUCAGGUUCACUGUCCUCCUUUUGCUUACAAGUCCUCUAAUGUGCCUGCCUUGAAUUGUUGCACAUCUUUAAUUUCUUUGCACUUUUAGUUCAGGUAAAAAUUGUUAGUCACAAAGUUGUCGCAGUUCUGCUUGCCUUAUUAUAUGUAAGACUUCCUGUUGAAAGAGGGAGCCUUGGAGUAACUGGUAAAAUUGUUGCCAUGUGACCAGGAGGUCACGGGUUCAAGCCUUGGAAACAA